AUGGACUCCCUACGCACCAUCUUCCGCCGCGACAACCCCGGCAACGAUGAUGACAAUGACAACGACGGCCUCUCCCAAACAACCGUAAAACUCCUCAUCUCCCUCCUGGUUCUUAUCCUCAUCUCCCUGGCCCUCAUCGGUGCCUACCUCAUCAUCCGCCGCAGAAAGCAACGCCAAUCCCUCGGAAACUCAGAACUCCCCAUGUACCACGAUCAGCGCUCCCGAAACACGCGCCGCCUAACCAUCACCGCGUCCACCAUCUUUGAUGAAAAGCGCAGCGCUUGUUAUUCCAGUAGCACCAGCCCACCCCCAAGUCCCGUGCCGGAAAUCCGCAUUACGUUCCCCGAAGAGGAGGAUGCGUCGACGGGAAAGAGGCAGUCUGGCCGCGUUGUUGUUGUGAGGAUUAGUGAGAAGGGGAGUGUGGGGUUGGAGCCGUAUGAUGAGGAGUUACCGCCGUAUAAGUCGCGGGCUGGUGAAGGAGAGAGUUUUCAGUCUUUGGAUUUGGAGAGGCUGGGGGGGUUGAAGGAGAAAGAUGGGGUUAGGGAUGAGAAGAGGUGGUCAUAG
Messenger RNA from Paracoccidioides brasiliensis Pb18, 564 nucleotides. RefSeq lists its product as uncharacterized. The record is from RefSeq and is a predicted model, not a curated record. The transcript has a single exon. The coding region runs from base 1 to 564 and encodes 187 amino acids.